Messenger RNA from Cryptococcus deneoformans JEC21, 3157 nucleotides. Its product is annotated as expressed protein. The record is from RefSeq and is a predicted model, not a curated record. Gene Ontology annotation, biological process: lagging strand elongation; DNA repair; DNA recombination. Gene Ontology annotation, molecular function: DNA ligase (ATP) activity; ATP binding; DNA binding. NCBI's taxonomy places the organism in Eukaryota, Fungi, Basidiomycota, Tremellomycetes, Tremellales, Cryptococcaceae. Gene Ontology annotation, cellular component: mitochondrion; nucleus. Bases 232 to 3045 code for a protein of 937 amino acids. The transcript has 14 exons.
CGCCUCCUCGUUAACUCACUCGAUCCGUAAAUGCCUUACUUCCAUCCCACAAUCUCAUUAAUAAUAAUAAAUCGGAAAGGAAAAAGAACAUCGGCAAGGAACUAAUAUAAUCUACGUACAGCAGUCCCUAUCUGUAGAGGACAUCUCUCUUCUAGGCUCAUGUGCGUACCGUUUCUACUCUAUCUCCCACAAUUCCGCGUCCUUGCAUCGCGUCGGACGAGAAAGUAACCCAUGUCGACCACGGACAUUUUAUUUGAAAGCUUUGCUAAGCUUAUAUAUCGUUUUGGAAAUCCACCGAACUCUCAAGUGACGAACGGCCCUUAUUCACCUGACAAAAUAUUUACUUCAUGGCUCAACCACCUACGUAAACCCUUCCCCAUUCAUACUGGGAAACAUUUAUUCCGUUUGCUGUUUCCGCAUAUAGGAUCCAGAAGGAGAUAUGGGUUGAAGGAACAAAAGCUUGCUCUGGAGCUUUCCAAAAUUUUGGGCGCCAAAACGUUGAAUCAAUGGGACAGUAUUCGCUGGGAUGAUACAGGUGAUGCAGGUACAGGCUGUUUAGGUCGUGAUAUAGAAGCACUAGUAAAAAAUCGAUCGAUAUCCGACGACGAUAACAGAUCUCUUUUGACCAUACGUGAGCUGGACAACUUGCUUGAUGAGCUAGCCUCUUCUUCAUCAUUCUCCCAAUUGUCUCAACUUCCUGAUGCUCCCCGGCCAAUUGGAAAAAUCCUUACCAUUCUGUAUCUUGAUUGGAAACUUUCACCCUACGCUCUUUCUGUUCUCACGCAGAUUAUUUUGCGCGAUCUGCGGCCCCUUCAGGAUCCGAUCCCAUGUCUACCUAUUCGGAAUCCUACCUCUUUAUUACGAAUUAACGCAAAAAAUUCUCCUCGCCAAUUGAGCUUAAGAGACGCUAUGAUAUGCUGGGAUAGACGUAUGUGGGAUCUCUAUAAUGGUGGAUAUGGCAAUGUGGACAUUUGCGCGGAUAUUCUGGAACGGAACCCACUAUUGGACCCCUCUAAGAGCCAUGGGCCUCUCAUAGGGGUCAAUGUCGCAAUCCCAAAAUGCAAGAAAGGCAGGUCAAUACGAGACACCAUGAAAGAAUUCACCGGAACAAGGUAUGCAGAACCUUCCAAAGCUAUCUGGGCAGAGACUAAGUAUGAUGGCUACCGUUUGCAAAUACAUAUAGACGUCCAAAACCCAUAUCCCAAGAUUACAAUUUUCAGCAAAUCCAUCAGAGAUAGCACUCAAGAUAGGCUCAAUACUCAUGCUAUCAUAUGUCACACCCUCAAUCUUCCUGUGGAUCCGAGUCUUCCUAUCCACCGGUUACUGUCGCAAAGAAUACAGUCAACUACUUUUUGUCCUCAACCUAAGAUUCAAAAAUCUGUUAUUCUAGAGGCGGAAGUUGUACCCUUCAAUGAAAACUCUAGAGAAGGAGAUCGUGGGCCAGGAAUAGAGGAAUUCUGGUGGCUGGGACACGCUGGGGUUUCGGCAGGAGCUAUGAACUGGGCAUACUCUGGUAAAAGUCUCCCGAGCAUCUCAGGCCGUCAUCUGUGCCUCGUUUUCUUUGAUAUAUUGCAUAUCAACGGUCAAGGUCUGCUCAACCACACUUACGAAGAGCGAAGAAGGCUGCUAGAGGACGUCAUCAUGGUUAUACCGGGCUUUAGUCAGCUGGCUGAAAGAACCAAGAUUUCCUUGCAACAUGGGCCGGAAUAUGCCUUGGAUGAGCUGGAAGCUAUCUUUAAGAAGAGCAACAACCUUCGUGAAGAGGGUUUAGUUCUCAAAGCUGCCGAAUCCACCUACAUUAACAUGCGGUGGCAAUGGGUAAAAUUGAAGAAAGACUACAUUCCAAACUUGGGUGAUUGUAUUGAUUUGGUCGUUUUGGGUGCAGGCUGGGACAUUGAUCGGGCACGAGAAUUACGAGUGGAUACGUCUGUAUUUACCACGUUCUAUGUUGGUGUGCUCACUAACGCAGAACGAGUCAAAUCUCGCUGCGAGACUCCGCAUUUUGAGAUUCUAUUUCGUGUUUCUUAUGGUUGUAGCAGGGAUGAAUUGGAGGUGUAUAAUGAGAACAUACGACUAGGUAGAUGGAAAAACAAACCGUUUGACAAGGACGAUGCUCUUAAGCGACGGUUAAUCGGUCUAUCAUGGACGUAUUCAUUACAAAGGGGAAUGACGCCGCCUUCCAUACUCUUCGAGAAACCUAUGUGUGUCGAAGUCAUGGGUGCUGGAUUCCAAAAACUGCCGGCUUCAGAGCUUUACGAAUUACGGUGGCCCAGGCUCCAAAAAAUCUACGACCCCCGUGAACGCCAGUGGACCGAAGCUCUUUCUGCGCUUUCUUUGAUUUCAACGGCCCAUUCUUCCCUAGGCUACAAAUGUAUUUCAGCAUCAUCCUAUGGGCAAAAUUCUCCUCGCUUUCAAGACUCGAUAGAUGCGGCUUGGAGAUCAGCAAGUCAUCUCAACGUUACCGACAUACCUGAUUUUCCAUCGCCUAGUCCAAAAUCGCAAGGGCAGAAAAGGUCCAAAUCAGAGGCCGACUUAACAGGCUGUAGGGUGAAAGAUGAACCUUUGACGCCACGGCUGUCACCCCUACGUAGGUCAUCUGGAGGUAGGGUAGAGGUUGUAAAAUGGGAGUAUACAAAAAUGGCUAGCAAACGAUUGAGAGACGUGAUGGCAAAAGGAGAGGGAAUGGUUCGCGAAUCAGAUACUGAGAUUUCGCCACUGGAGUAUCUACAAACGGCCACAGCAACAGAUGCCGUGGUUGACCGAAGCAUCCCCUCAAAGAAGAGAAGAUUGUCCGCAUCCGCUGGUCUAUCUCUGUCCACGAUGCCUUUAAAAGAGAAAGUGCAGUCGGCAAAGUUACAAGAUGUAACCGUCCUUACAAUGGCUGCUGGUCAGUCGAUCAAAGAGCCAUUGCAAAAGGUACCUGAAAUAGUUACGACAACCAUGCUGCAGAAGGCAAAGAAUCCAAAUGUUCAAAGGUGGGGAAAACCAUUGUCAUUAAAAUCAAGGAUAAAGCUGGCAAUGAGACAGGCUGGGAAAGUUUCUUGAAGAUUUUUAUCUAUCAAGCUACGAUUAUAAAACAUACCCGCAUUCACUAGAUCAUAUGUUACUGUUGCAUUUCGUCUUUGAAAUUCGCCAUGCAUGUGCUGUGAAACAUUGU